This is a messenger RNA of Patella vulgata (common limpet), 11728 nucleotides long. RefSeq names its product utrophin. Bases 140 to 9973 code for a protein of 3277 amino acids. The transcript is spliced from 69 exons. Gene Ontology annotation, cellular component: plasma membrane. Gene Ontology annotation, biological process: synaptic signaling. The record is from RefSeq and is a predicted model, not a curated record. Gene Ontology annotation, molecular function: zinc ion binding; protein binding. NCBI's taxonomy places the organism in Eukaryota, Metazoa, Mollusca, Gastropoda, Patellidae.
GACCAUGUUCAGAAAAUUGGUGACAGGUUCGCUGACCAGCCUGAUGUAUGGAGCAUCUAAAUAAACUUCUGUGCAUUUAAAUGUUAAGAAUUCUGUGUACCUUCUGGAUGACCAGAUUUAAGGAAUAAAUGUACCCUCUAUGUCCUCAACAAUGGAUUCCACAUUUGUCAAAUACCACAAAGGAAAAGAUGAAAGAGAAGAUGUACAAAAGAAAACUUUUACAAAAUGGAUAAAUUCACAACUACAGAGGGGUGGUCGUCCCCUUAUUUCUGAUUUAUUUAAUGAUCUUAAAGAUGGAAAUGCUUUAUUAUCGCUAUUAGAGGUUUUAAGUGCUUUAAGCAUUGGCCGGGAGAAAGGUCGAUUACGAGUCCAUCAUAUAAAUAAUGUCAAUCGUGUACUGUAUAUAAUGGAGCAUAAUUAUAAUAUAAAACUGGUAAAUAUAAGUAGUAGUGAUAUUGUUGAUGGUAAUCCUAAACUAAUAUUGGCUUUAGUAUGGCUAAUAAUACUUCAUUGGCAGGUGAAAGACAUCAUGAAAAAUGUCAUGAAAGAUUUGAAACAAACAAAUUUAGAAAAGACAUUACUUAGUUGGUGCAAACAGUCAACAGCUGGGUAUGAGCGAGUGAAUGUUGUCAAUUUUGGUUCUAGUUGGCAAGAUGGUUUAGCUUUUAAUGCGUUGAUACAUCACUACAGACCAGAUUUAUUUAACUUCAAAUCGUUAUUGAGUAAAAGUGCUGAAGAAUGUUUAGAACAUGCGUUUGAUAUUGCUGAGAGAUAUUUAUCAAUAUAUCGACUUUUAGAUCCUGAAGAUAUGAUAGGAUUGAGUCCAGAUAAGAAAUCAUUGAUGACAUAUUUAAUGUGUUUUUUCCAAGUUUUACCUCAUUCACAAGUUGCUAUUAAAGAAACUAAGAUAACCAAAGAAAAACAAAUUCAUGUAAAGAAAACCAUGUCAAAUAGUAGUCCUACUCCAGAAAGUCGUCACAGUACCAUCAGUACUACAUCGGUGGAUUUACUAUCUUAUCAAGAUGCCUUAGAGAACGUUUUAGCAUGGUUGCUAGAUUCAGAAGAAACAAUAGAAAAACUUGACCCAGUGGAAUCUUUGGUAACCAUCGAUAAUGUUAAACAAGAAUUUAAUAAACAUGAGGCAUUUAUGUUAGAUCUGACUGAUCAUCAGGACAGUAUUGGAAAUGUCCUAAGAGAAGGUGGUGACCUAAUUAACAAUGGCAAGAUGACCGCUGAAGAAGAAAAUGAAAUUCAUGAACAAAUGAAUCUACUAAACAAACGAUGGGAAGAUCUCCGUCUGCAAGCUCUCAAAAGACAAACAGGACUACAAAAAUUGUUAAUGAAGAAACAACAAGAACAGUUAGAUGGGUUGUCAACAUGGCUGACAUCGAUGGAACAUCAACUUAAACUACAACAAACAAUAGGUUCAGACUUGUCAUCCAUUAAAAUUCAAGUUAAAAAACAUAAGAAACUUCAAGAAGAAUUAGAAUCUCAACAGAAAGUAAUAGAAGGUUUACAUAAUAUGGUGGUUGUUAUAGAUGAUGAUAGUUCACAAGCUGUUUGUGAAACUAUGGAACGGCAACUUGAAAGAUUAGGAAAACGAUGGAGUAAUAUUUGUCGCUGGGCUGAAGAACAGUGGGUACUACUGAAAGAUAUUCUUUUAAAAUGGCAACAUUUUCAUGAUGAACAGACCAGCUUUUCUGAUUGGUUAGCUUCUAAAGAAGCAGUUUUGAAAGGAAUGAAGUCUGCUGAUUUGUCUAAUUCUAAUCAGGUUGUUCAACAAGUCAGACAUCUCAAGAUGAUUGAACAUGAUAUGGUAGAACAAGUUGCUAGAUUUGAUGAAUUAAAUAUACACGGUCAACAGAUUGUCGAAAGAGUUGAAAGUAAAACAGCCAUGGAAAAGAUUAGUCAACAAUUAGAGGAUUUACAGGCUCGAUGGGAAGAUUUAGUACAACAAAUGGAACUUCAAAGUAAAGAGAUUGCCAAUUCUGGAGUUGAAUUGUCGAAAGAUUUAGAUUCAGAAGAUUUUCUAGAAUUUGAUGUGUCCCGUAGUAAAACAUCUAAACUGCAGAAUGCACCUGUUGAAUUAAAGACAGUUACUGAGUUUCAAGUUAAAGAGAAGAAAUGGUAUGAUUGGUUUAAUAGAACAGAAGAUACAUUACAGUUAUUAUCAUCACCUGCCAAUACGGAUGCUGAUGAACAAUUUACUGAUGACGAAAAACUUGUCUUGCUACAGGAUUGUGAAAAGGAUAUAGAAGAUCACAAUACAGAAUAUCAGAAUAUAUUGUCACUGGCUGAUGCUGCUGUUAAUGAAUUAAAAAGAGCUGAGAAAUCAACUAAUAAUAUUGAAUCUUCUCGUAAAAAGAUCAAAGAAGAUCAGAAAAAUCUGAAGACAUUGCUGAAGAAGGCAAAGACCAUAAUUCACUUGAACAUUGAAACAAAUAAAUUCUACAUGGAAUUAAGUGCCUUACAAGAAUUAUUAUCCGGUUAUGACAAAUGGUUAAGUGCCUCUACGAUCAAUGCUGAUGAAGCCUCAGAAAUUCCAAAACAACUAGAACAAACCAAUGUUAAAUUAAAGGCAAUGAAAACACAUGAAAGUCGAAUAGAGAAAUCUGAUGCUGAUGUUAAAAGAAUAAUGAAUGACAGUGGGGGAAAAAAUUCAAAAGUACAGGAAGAUUUUGAUGAAUUUAUUAUAAAAUGGAGAGAUCUGUAUCGAAAAAUGGGUAUACGACAAAAGAAACUACAAGAAGCGAUGCAGAAAGUACCACCAAAGUCAUACCUUGAUGCCAUGCAAGCCCUGUUAAAAUGGAUCUGUGACAUGGAAAAUAUUCUUAAAUCGGAAAAAGUUAAGGUAACGGAUGUUGAAUCUAUGGAGAAACAGUUGAGUCAGUACAAGGAACUACAGAGUGACGUCAGUGAUCAUCAGACUAGUAUAAACUAUAUAAGACAAACUGGUACAGAACUGAUGCAAAACUCUCCUGAACAAGUGGUCACAAUAAAUAAAGAUUUAGAUAAUCUAAAUUCACACUGGGAAAAUAUAUCCUCUACAAUAACAGAACGACAUGGUCAAUUAGAAACAUAUCUUGCUCAAUUACGUCUAUAUAAGAAUCAGCAACAAGGGUUAACAUGUUGGAUGGAUGAAAUGGACAUAUUCCUUCAUGCUGAAGAUCCACAAAUCGGAGAUCUUCCAACAUUAGAAGCACAACUAACAGAGAGUAAUGGUGUUAUGGAAGACAUUGUAACUUUAAAGCAAAACAUUAAGAACAUCAAUUCUUUAUGUCAAUCACUAUCAGAAGCUACAGACAGUAGUUUUACUAAAGAUAUGAAGAAAGAAGUUGAAGGUAUUAAUAUUAAAUGGGAAGAAGUAACCAAGUUAGCCAAAGAACAAAAUGACCGCUUGAAAUCCUCCAUAGAAACCAGUAAGAAUAUGUACGACCGAAUGGAAACAUUAACAAAAUGGCUGGAAGAUCUUAAAGAAGAAUUAUCUAAUAAAGAUUAUGCUGUUCAAAAUGCUAAUGACUUGUUAGUAAAAACAAAGCGAUUUAAGAGUUUAAAGAAAGAAAUAUCAGAGAGAGAAGAGGAAGUAGUUAGAUUGAAUGAUGAGGCUAAAACUAGUUUAAAUAAAGCAACUCCAGGAUCUCUACAAGAACUAGCUAGAUCACAGAUGAAGUUAAAUACAAUAUGGAAAGAUGUACAUCAGAGAGUUGACAGAUAUUCAACUAUUUAUGAAACGGCUGAGAAUCAGUGGAGACAGUUUAAAGACCUUAUGGAACAAGAACAGGAUUAUAAUCAAACAUUAGAAAAAUUACUGUAUAAAAACUCACUGGCUAGUUCUGAUGCUGAAGAUAUUUCAGAAGAAUUAGAUGCUUUAGAAACAGUGAUGAGAAAUCAUGAUACAACAAAUAAAAAUAAGAUGAAAGAUCUAGCCAAUGAUUUAAUCACUAAUUCUAUCAUGGCUGAUACUGUUAAAAAUGAAUAUGGUGAAUAUAUUGAACGAUCUGAUUAUCUUGAAAAAGAGGCAACAGAAAAGAUGAAAAUAUUAGAAGAAAAUAUCAACAAAGCUCAAUCAAUAGAACGUCAGAUGUUAGAAAUGACACAAUGGAUGUCAGAAAUAUCCGAUCAUCUACAGGUUCGACUUGAUGCUGAUAUACUAGCUGGUGAUAAUCCUGCUGAAUUUGAGACUUUGAAGAAUGAAUUUAAACAGCAAGAAAUGUUUUUAAAACAGCUGGAAGAAAGUGCAAAGGAGUAUCGUCUCAAGGGUAAAGAGGAUGCCAGUGUCAGAUUAGAACAGCAAACACAACUCCUUAAAAAACAUUUCAUUGAGGUAUCAAAGAAAUUUUGCAAAUAUCAACGACCAACGGAUUUUGAUCCUAAAUUAAGUCAUGUAAAGAGAGAGAUGGAUAGCAUACAAGAUCGAUCUCAUAUGUUUGAAGUGCCUAGCUGUAACCCUGUGGACAUAGUGGAACGUCAUGAACAAUGCAUGAAAUUUUAUACGGCUAUGAGUGAAUUAAAGCCUGAAGUGGAGUAUGUUAUAAAAACUGGACGUCAUGUUGUAGAUAGAAAACAAGUGGAUUUUCCUGAUAAAUUGAAUGAACAGCUUGAUGCCAUAAAACAACAAUAUAAUGACUUGGGCAAACAGGUUACAGAAGGAAAGUCUAACCUAGAGAAAGGUCUAAAGGUAGCGAAGAAGUUUAAGAAGGAAUAUGACAUAGUUAAAGAUUUUAUAACAGUUACAACCAAUGAUUUAGAUCAUAAAGAAAAACAGAAAACCUUUCAAAUUGAUAAAGAACUGGAGAACAUCAGGGUGAUAGAAACAGAAAUGUUAAAAAGACAAGGCUUAUUAACAUCCAUUGGUGAUAGUUUACAGACAUUAAAACUAAUUGUUGUUGAUGAGGAGGAGAUUAAUUCAGCUGUUGAUUUAGUAACUAAGUUAAAUAUGGACUGGUCAGCUCUCUCUAUACAUGUAGCUCACUGGAAGGAACAAGUACAGGAAGAAGAAACAAAGUUAGAUGGUGUAUUUAUAGAAUUUCAAACACAGAUGAUGCAGGUUAAAGACUGGAUGAUAGUUUGUGAUAUAACCACAGCUGCUUACGAAAAAUUACCUCUUGAAGAACGGAUGUCACAACCACAAAUAGACAAAAUCAAAAAUCUACAAAGUGAAAUGAAUAAUUUAAAGAGUACCGUUGAUGAAGUACGAGAUAAUGCUAUUGUUUUAAUGAGUAAAAGUGAACAGUAUAACAAAAUGGUGGAACCUGAAUUAACACAUCUAAAUCAGAGAUGGGAGGCCAUCACUAAACAGUUGAAGACAUAUGAUUCUGAAGUACAAAGACAUCAAAGAGAAGCAGAGACUAUGAGAUCUAUUAGAGGAGAAGAACUACAGUUACAGACUCGACACAACCUUCUUCAAUUAACAGCUUCUCCUAGUAACACCGCACACAUAACAUCUUUAUUAUCAGAGCAGUACAGACAAAAAUUACUAGAAGAAAAGAAACAACUGGAAAAAAACAGGAAUACAAUGUCAAGUUUUAAAGGCAGCAUCAACUUUUCUAAAUUACCUGAAUAUGAUGAAAAACUAAAGGAUGUAAAGACAGAGAUACACAAGUCUGUAACUUCAAUACAAGAACUGGAGCGACAGAAAUUAAAUGUUUUAUCUCAAGCCAAUUCAGAUGAAGCUGCUAGGAUUCAAGAGUUACUUUCAUUGCUGAAAGAAGAGAAAUUUGAAGCUUUAAACUGCUAUGAGGAAACAAAUGAGAAAUGGUGUAGCACCAAAGAACUGUGGCAAGAAUUUCAGAACGACUUUCAAUUAUUUUGGAACUGGAUGUCAAAAGCAGAACAUUCUCUAUCAGAAGCAGACGAAAAGAGGCAUGAAGCUACCAGAUCCAAAGUAUAUGAUCAGCUACAGAGCAACAUUCAUGAACAACAAGAAAAUUUGAAGAAACUGAAUGAUAAUGGUAAUAGAAUAGUAAAUCAAUCGAUGGAACCUGGAAAAACACAGCUUAUUAAGAAACUUGAAGCCUUGAAUGAACGAUGGAAGAAUUUCUGCACUAAUGUUUUUAGGAAAAAGUUAGGAGUUGGUCAGAUUGCAAAUCAAUCUACAGAGUUUACAGACAAUAUGGAUGAAAUAUUUUUCCUGAUUGACGACACUGAAAAUGUGAUAAGCUCACCUCUUCGACCAGAAUCUCAGUACUUAGAAGAUCUUUUAGACAGAAUUAAGAUAAAAGAAGAAGAUAUUUCGACAAAAAAGAAAAUGGUAGAUACGAUAAAUGAAACUGGUAAUCAGAUGAUCAAUGAUGAAAGUCUUUCGACAUCAGAUAAAGAAAAUAUUGAAAAAGAUUUAAAUAAUCUAAAUUCUCGGUGGGAAAAGGUUUGUACUGAUUUACCAAAUUUCCAGACUUCUACCAAAAAAUACUUACAACGACUAAAGGAAUAUGAAAUUCAAAAUGAUGAUCUAAAGAAAUGGAUGAAAGAAAUUGAAGAAAGAUUAAAGAAUGAUGAUAAUAUGAACAUAUAUGGUAGACAGAAUAUGGAGGAUACACUAAAGGCAGGUCAAGUGAAUAUUGAUAAUGUGACCACUGCGUAUAAACAAUAUUGUACUGAAUGUAAAGAUCAGGAUAUUGAAAUACCCCCUCAGUUAAUUGAACAAUACGAAUCUCUUACAUCUGAUUGGGAGCAAGUUAAAUCCCAUCAAGCCAGGAUGUUGGCCAAAACAGAACCAAAGAUUGAAGCAAUUACUCAAGUAAAAAGUAAUGUUGUUGAAAGUGUUAAACACAGUAAAUCACAGCUAAUACAAUUCAAUGAUCAAUAUGCUGAGUUUGAGAGAUGGCUAUGUUCAACAGAAGACAAGUUAGCCAGCCAGCCAUUACUUCCACAACCAUUAUUACCACAAUCACCAGAUAAAAUAGAACAACUCCUUCAAGAACACAGAUUAACCAAAGAAGAUGUAAACAGGCAUCAAGCAGAAUUUGAUAAAUUAAAUAACCUUGCUACCAAACUACAAGAAGAAUAUGGUCCAGAAGAAAAACACCAUAUUACAAUACGCAAGGAAAGAUUAAAGAGUAGAUGGACUACGCUUUUAAAUAGGUUAAACAACAAGUGGAAGUCUUUAGAAAAUUCCAAAAAUUCAUCCAAAACAACGAUGGAGGAAUUUGAUAACUGGCUAAAAGGUGUAGAAAAAAGUUAUAAUAAUCUUGCCGGAGAAAUUUCUAAUCCAGAAAUUCUACAAAAUCAGGAAUUAUGCAAGGAAUAUUUAGAACAGUUUCGAGAUCUACAAUCUGAAGUUGACAGUCAUCAAAGUAUUUACGAAUCUCUUAAAAAUACGAGCAAUAAACAACCUAGUGAACUUGAUCAAAGAUGGAUGAAUUUAAUGCUAAACUCCAUGAAUAUAAGAAGUCGAUUAGAGAGCAAUGUAGAGCAGAAAAUACAUUUGUUACGAACUCAUGAAGAUCUGUUAAAUUGGAUUAAACAAAAACAAGAAGAUUUAUUUCUUCAGAAACCUGUAGGGGAAGAUUAUGCUAGUGUGCAGAAACAGCUUAUUGAAAACCAGAAAUUAAUGCAACAGAUUGAAUUAAAAAGACCAUUUUUGGAACAGAGUAUAAGAAAUGGUCAAAAUUUUAUGUCAAAGAAUAAAGAUGAACUGAGGCUUAGUAAUAACAGUAAUGAUAGUUACAUCAAUGAUGAUAUGGGCAAUUUAUCACUAGAAGUAGAUUCACAACAUCUAGGGCGCAAAAUAGGAAGUAAAGUUCGUCUGUUAAAUGAACAUUGGACAGAAUUAAACCGAGGAGUCAAUGAAUGGCAAUCAAAAUUAGAUGAUGUAGCGCAAAAGUUGACUGUAUUAGAGGAGAAUAUUGAAGACCUCAAUGCAAAUUUAGUAGAAGCAGAAGAAAACAAAGCAAAAUGGAAUCCCAUUGGUGAUAUUAUUAUUGAAAAUUUACAAGAAGAAAUAGAUAACAUAAAAGUAUUUCAACAGCAGGUUGAUCCUAUACAAGGGAAAAUAGAUAAUGUUAGUUAUUUAGCAAACAAAUUACAAGUAGAAGAUGUCAGUAUAUCUAAUGUUAAUGUAAGAAGAAUAGAAGAAUUUAAUACUAGAUGGAAAGCUAUACAGAUUUCUAUAGAAGAUCGUUAUAAACAACUACAAGAAGCUUUUCGAGAUUUUGGUCCCAACUCUCAACAUUUCUUAUCAGUAUCUGUUGAAAGUCCAUGGGAGAGAAGUGUGUCUGGUAAUAAAGUGCCUUACUAUGUACACCAUGCUACAGAAACUACACAGUGGGAUCAUCCUGCCAUGUCCACAUUAUUACAAGCUCUCAACGAUUUGAAUGAUGUACGGUUUGCUGCCUAUAGAACAGCCAUGAAAUUAAGAAUGUUACAGAAAAAGAUAUGUUUGGAUUUAGUGAAUAUGGCUGUUGCUAUUGACACGUUUGAACAGCAUAAUUUACGAGGACAGAAUGAUAGAUUAAUGGAUGUAGUUGAGAUAAUCAACUGUGUUACCAGUAUGUUUGAAGUUGUAGCCGAACAACAUCCUAACUUAGUUAAUGUACCACUCAGUGUCGAUCUCGUCUUAAAUUGGCUACUAAAUAUCUUUGAUUCGUCUAGAAGUGGUCAUAUAAGAGUGUUAUCUUUUAAAGUUGGUAUAAUUGUAUUAUGUAAUGGACAGUUGGAAGAUAAAUACAGAUAUUUAUUUCUACUGAUAGCAGAUACAAAUGGCUUUGCUGAUCAAAGAAAACUGGGUUUAUUAUUGCAUUAUAUGAUACAAAUACCCAAACAGUUAGGUGAAGUGGCAGCUUUUGGUGGCAGUAAUAUAGAACCAAGUGUUAGAAGUUGUUUUAAAAAUGCUGAUGAUCCUACAGAAAUACAAGCAAGCCAUUUCUUAAACUGGUUAAGAUUAGAACCUCAGUCUAUAGUAUGGUUACCAGUAUUACAUCGUGUAGCUGCAGCAGAAACAGCCAAACAUCAAGCCAAAUGUAAUAUUUGCAAAGAUUUUCCAGUUGUUGGAUUCAGAUAUAGAUGUUUAAAAUGUUUUAAUUAUGAUAUGUGUCAAAAUUGUUUCUUGUCUGGUAGAAAAAGCAAAUCACACAAACUUUCGCAUCCCAUGCAAGAAUAUUGUACAGCUACAACUUCUGGAGAAGAUAUGAGAGAUUUUUCAAAAGUUUUUCGAAACAAAUUUAAAAGCAGAAAACAUUUUAAAACACAUCAGCGUAUAGGAUAUCUACCGGUGCAAACAGUUAAUGAAGGCGAUGAAUUAGAAAGUCCAUGUCCUUCUCCCAUGCACAGUAUAUCACAGGACAUGCAUUCUAGACUUGAAAUAUACGCGAGCAGAUUAGCUGAAGUAGAACAAGGUCGAUCUAAUUCAAGUCCAGAUUUACUUGAAGAGCAUAAUCUAAUAGCACAGUACUGCCAAAGUUUAACAGGAGACUAUUCAUCUCAAGCGUUGAAGAGUCCAAUGCAAAUAAUGCUAGCUGUUGAUGUUGAUCAAAAGUUAGAGUUAGAGGAUAUGAUACGAGAUUUAGAGGAGGAAAAUAAGACGUUACAAGAAGAAUAUGCACGUUUACGUCAUGCAUCAAGUGAUAGUGCUUUCUCCACAUCCGAGAAUGAUUUAGUAGGUGGAGAUGAUGAAAUGUUGGCAGAAGCCCGGUUAUUACGACAACAUAAAGGUAGAUUAGAAUCACGGAUGGGUAUAUUGGAAGAUCAUAAUCGACAAUUAGCAGCACAGUUACAGCGCUUAAGACAACUUUUAAAUGAGCCAAAUGAAGACAGAAAUUCACCAUUAAUGUCCUCAUCAGUUCAUUCUUCAAAGAGCUUUUCUUCACCUCAGUUAGAAUCAACAUUACCGGUAAAUGGUCAUCAGUCAGGGAGCAGUAAUGUAGGUGAUUUAUUUCAUAUGGCUGGUCAAGUUGGUCGAGCUGUGGGGACCCUAGUAACCGUAAUGACAGAUGAAGACGGAAACAAAACCACACUAGAAAAAGAAACUGCAGCGUAAAAAAUGUUCUUUGUAUAAUUCACCCUUGACAUGCAGAUUUUAAGAGACAUUUUAGAGCUAAUUAUCGGUUUAAAAAGACCUAACUGAUUGACCAAGUUAGUGUUUAUUUUAAAGGAUUUAGCCAACCAUUGAAUUUGAAGUCAUGAAAUGUAUUUGUGAAAAAUUUAAAUAUCUAUUGGGAAUGACAAAAGAUGUUAAUUUUCUCAUUAAUGAUAACCGUGGGUGCUAUGUUUGUGAAUUUGACAGAAAUGAAUGAUUUUGCUUUGUUAAAUCUCACAGUAUUGUAUAUUUAUUUCUUUAAACCUUUAUGGAAUUUGUAUUUGUGAAUAAGAAUGUAUACAAUUAAUUACAUAGAUCCACAUAAAAUGUUUCAUAUCAUCAAAAAAGUGCUUAAUAACAGUGGGUGAUGUCGAGGAUAAAAUAGCGAGAAAUGUUUUAAUUUUGACCGAUGAAAGUUUUAAUAAUGAGACCCUUUGUUGUUAACUACAAAAAGACUUUGUUAUAUGAGCAGAAGAAUAAUGGAAUUUAUCAGGAAAAAUGGAAAUAAUGAGCUCUUUUAAGAUCAUUUAAGAGUAAGGCUAGAUACAGAUAGGCAGCAUGAUGUACUGAGGCAUCAAGGAAAUGAUUCUUGACGAUGUUUCUAAUACUGGUGCCAAUCAGUAAUGCAUUCCAUGUAUUCAAGGUGCCAUAGAUCAUUGCAUGGAGUCUUUAUUUGUCAACAUAAUCUGCAUAUACGUACACCUAAGGAGAAUCAACAGUUAUCAACAAUCAAAAGAUAUGUAUUUUAUAUUUUAAUCACUAAUGACUUGUGUAUCUUCAUAAACACAAUAUAUUAUUGCAUAUUCUCAUUAAAUUUGUAUUAAUAUUGUCAGGGGUAAGGGAGGGGAAUAGUUAUUAUAGCAUUUUUACUUGAACAUAAUAUAUAUAAAAGUUGUUAUAUUGAUGUAGAGCAAAAUUGUUUUUAUGGGCCUUUUUGUUUUGUUUUUUUUAUAAAUGUCUGCAUUAAAGAGUCUGGGAUUGUGAUUGGGUAUUACACGGAUUUUAUUUGCCAAGGAUUGACCAGUAUUUUAACCAGUUGAAUUGUUUUAAAUUAUGGACUAUUAAGUUUAAAGAUUAAUGUCGAAUUUUUAAACAAUUGUCUAGCUUAUCAGUCCAUAUAACAAAGGAAUGUCAAAAUGUAAAACAAAAAUGUCAAAUGUGCAUGUGUCUGUCUUCAUAAUUUAUCUUUGCUUAACAACGACGUUGUUUAAUAACAAGUUUGCCGUAAUGUAAAUGAACAUUUCGAUCGAUUUAUCCCAUAAUAAUAUUAUAAUGAAUGUUUCAGCAGUAAUUUACGAAAUUUUUGGUGCUAAAUGUAUGGUCAUUCUCUAUGUAUUUCAAAAUCAAUUAAUUUUGUGGCGGAAAUUUCACUGAUAUAAGCAAGCAAUAGAAAAUUGCCAUUCUCAGCUCCAUAAUUUGUAUGGCUGUAUUUAUAUAUUGAACAUGCAAUAAUAAUAUGCUAGUCAUUUGCUUAAAUUCACCAGAAUGUCUGUUCUGAUAACAGCAAAUUUCUACUCCCCCCAAAAAAGAAACAAUUACAAAUUUUGAGCCAAGAUUAUAUUCACAUCAUGAAGAACCAGAACAAUUUUAUUGAAUUUUAGAAUAUUCAAAAUGUAGUACAUGUAUAUUAUAUAUUAUAGAUAAUAAUAACCAUGUAUAUAUAAAUAUGUAUGAAAUGAUUCAUAACUUAUAAUAAACCAUUAUAUAAAACCAUUA